Acaulospora colombiana is the source of this 504-nucleotide messenger RNA. NCBI's taxonomy places the organism in Eukaryota, Fungi, Glomeromycota, Glomeromycetes, Diversisporales, Acaulosporaceae. The record is from the annotation of a GenBank genome assembly.
AUGUCCGCAAUGACGUUCCAGCCGAUGGUGAUUCCUACCACGCCAAAGCAGACGAAUAGAAAGUUCCUGGAUGCAGAAAAUUCGAAUUCAAUCGAGAACAUCAGUCCAUCUUCAAGCUUUAAUAGCAAAUACGGAGCUAAACGAUACAGAGGCGCUAGUGUAGAAGACUUGCAAUUGCCGCCUGCUUUUUCCUUGCCCAAGAACGCCCCAGUCAUCAGCGCAAUUGAGCUUGCUUACGAUCGGGACUUUUCUUAUAUCCCUCACAGACGGCCCGUGGGAUACAUUGACGUCGCUGCCCUGAAGAAAGCAUGGGAAGCCGGAGAAAUUGAUGCGGACGACCAAGUGAUCAACCUUACGACGAGAUUUGAUCGUUCAUCCAAAACAGGCCGUCCAUACUCCGUCAUUACACCCGAUACACCGUUAGAGGUACUUGAAGAAUUUCUGCAGUCGAAUGUCUUUGCCAUAGGUCAGUCGCCCAAGGCACUCGAGAACACCCUAUGCUGA